Molecule: messenger RNA, 3039 nt
Organism: Vombatus ursinus (common wombat)
Lineage: Eukaryota; Metazoa; Chordata; Mammalia; Diprotodontia; Vombatidae
Product: V-type proton ATPase subunit G 1
Exons: 3
Coding region: 89-445 (118 amino acids)
Biological process (GO): proton transmembrane transport
Cellular component (GO): vacuolar proton-transporting V-type ATPase complex
Molecular function (GO): proton-transporting ATPase activity, rotational mechanism
Source: RefSeq, a predicted model, not a curated record
GGCGGGGCAGGUCAGCUGACUUUUGGUGAAGAAGGAGUGAAGGAAGAAGGUUUGGGACCUGUCGAGGCCUAGCGUUGUUGGAGUCGCCAUGGCCAGCCAGUCUCAGGGUAUCCAGCAGCUGCUGCAGGCGGAGAAGCGCGCCGCCGAGAAGGUUUCUGAGGCCCGCAAACGAAAGAACCGGAGGCUGAAGCAAGCAAAAGAAGAAGCUCAGGCUGAGAUUGAGCAGUACCGACUGCAGAGGGAGAAAGAGUUUAAAGCCAAAGAAGCUGCGGCUCUUGGUAGCCAUGGCAGUUGCAGCUCUGAAAUAGAGAAGGAAACUUUGGAGAAGAUGACUGUCCUCCAGAAUCACUUCGAGAAGAACAGGGAGGAAGUCCUGGAAAACCUGUUGGCUUUUGUGUGUGACAUCCAUCCAGAAAUACAUGAAAACUACCGUAUAAAUGGAUAGGAUAAAAGAAAUAAGCUCAUAUUCGAUAGCUAGGUUGGCAGUUCAAUUGCCCUUACUGUAGAAUGUGAAGCUUUAGCCAUGCUGCAAUUACAUUCUUGUAUAAAUAUUUUAAAUUAUUUCUGUAUAGUAUUUGGUAUGGUACUUCAAUCUUUUUGGAGCCUAGAGAAUCUAGCUUCAUACAGACUGAAAGCUCAUCCUAAGAGUGAAUAUUCUUAUCUCUUAUUUCAUACUAACUCAUUUAGUGAGUACAGCUUUUUUUGUGCCUUUUAGUUGGUAAGCUGGAGAAUGCUACACUGCUUCCUAAAUGGUUUUAGUGCUGAAGAAAAUUCCUUAAAGAAAGGAGUUAACAAUUGUAUAUAGUUCUAUGUAGCAUUCUCUAGGGCUUUAUUAUUGUAAACAUCAGUGAAGCAUUGGGAAGUAAUGGGCAUCCUUAAAAUAGCCCUGUCUAGAUGGGUUUUCGCAUAAUAAUGUUGCUGAUAUAGCCAUUUGGGAUUCUUUGAGUUACUCUUGGUGGAACAGAACCAGCUGACAGAACUCAGGUGCUUAUGAAUACCUUGUUACUUCUAGUACAGGGAUAGUCACUUGAAAGAAAAGACUAUUUAACAUAAGCGUUCCUUAGCUUGUAUCUUUCCCUUUGGCUCAUGCUUUUUAAAUAAAUAGUCCAAAAAAGCCAGUUGCUCUAAACAUGUUGCUUUGGAAGUUAAUAGUCCCCAGAGCCUUUAGAAAAUGUGCAUUGUGGGCACUGUAAGGGGAGGAAGAAGAGUAAUUUCUCCGAACACUUAAGUAGCACAUGUUAAUCUAUUGGCCUUUUCUCAGGGGUCCCCUACAUUACCGACUUUUGAUGUCUCGCUUACUUUGCAGAGUGGUUUCUAGUGUCCUUGAUGUUUAAAGCCUAACAGCUUCAUGCCAUUUACAGGCAUGGAAAUGUAUUAUGUACAGAUAGCUAAAGUCAAUCCAAUAUUUAUUGAGCUUCCACUAUGCUUAGCAUUGCCUUGGGUACAGUGAGGCAGGCACUAAGGUUAUAGGUACUAAAGGAGAAGAUGCCAGCCAAUCCUCAAGUAAUCCUUAGUCUGCUCUUUUGCUGUUGCUAAGCUUUUUCAUAGAGGGAGAAUGCACUGGAAUUCAUUGGGCUUUCUUAAGGAAAACCUCAUUUCAGUGUUGACCCAUCCUCCUCCUGCUAGGGGAAGGCUGUUACAUUAGAAGCAUCUUCUAUUACAUUAGUAGCAACUUCACAAAUCUCAGGGGUUUUAGAAGUGUCACUGGUGCAACUUUAAACUUGGGACCUCCGAAUUUAUGACUUGAUAACUGUAGAUCUGCCUUUAACAUUUAUUUUCUAGUUCCCCUGGAGAGAAUUCAACUGGAUAACCCCUUCCAACUUUGUGAUUCGCUAGAAAGGGUCACGCUGUCUUUAAUGAGUGUUGUAUAGGUAGGCCCCUGAAUCAUUUGAAAGUAGUUGUACUGUAGUUUGGCCAAUAGGAUAAGGAUGGGGGCUGGACCUCUUGUUCUUACUAAUAUAGGGAAUUCCCGGUGAAGAAACUCAUACAAAUGCAGGUCUGCAUUUGUCUUAAGUCUGUUUGCCAAUAGUCCCGUCCCCCUCCCAGUAUUAGGCCUGUGAGAAUUGUUUGACCUGUGGAAUUUGCAUUGGCCCUUUUCAGAUUUCUACCUGUUGCCAUUUAAUAACUUUUACUUCUCCCCAUCUUACUUAAAGACUGAUUUUUCUUAAGAUACCCCAGAAAAAGAAAUGUAAAGGAAAGGCAUCAUAUUCAAUCUCUUUAGGAUCUGCUGACUGCCGUAAUUCUGUACCUCUUUUUCCUUUGUUCUUUAGCAGACUACAGUUAACUUACCUUUCCACAAGAUUGUUUCAAAUAAAUAUUGACACAAAAAAAAUCAGAAUGAACACUCAUUUACUCCUGCCUCUUCCAAACCUUCGCCACCCUGAUUUCACCUGUAUCUCACUUGUCAUGUCUUAAAUGCUUCAAAUAUAAUAGAGAAAACCUUUGAUCCUAAGUGGAAAUAUUCAGGGAACAGGUUAAUCAUCUUCAGGGUCUAAAUCCUCUUCUGAAUGUCAUGGUUAGCUAUAUUUCCCAAUAUCAUAAGUUCCAAUCCAGCUGUACAGCAGGGAAACUGCCUUGUUCUACCCAGGACAGGAAAGCUUAUCUAUUAUAAACUUUUUACUCAACUUUGGCUGGGUACAAGGACUAUACUGGGGUUUAUGCUUUACUUCUCCACACCCAUCCCAAUCCUGCUUUUAUAUUGGGUGGAGGUCAUAACACCCUUCUGGUUAGAUUAAUCUGCAUUUUAUAUAUGUACAUCAGUGAUGUACAUUGACAUGGAUGAGCUGACUGUUAAUAGCAUUCACAUUUAUGUGGCACUUGUUUUGAAAUCUUGUUGUGUAGGCAAUGCAAUUGUUAGUAUUCCCAGUUGAGGGAAUCAUGGCUCGGAAAUGGUGAUGGGGGAGGGGAGUUAAUGCUUUGCAACAAUCUAAUUUUAAUAGUGGUUACUAUACUUUUGACUAACCAUUCUUUUUGUAUGGUGCCUGACAUCUGUGCAGAAAUAGUAGAAGUAAAUGAUUAAUAAAUGCUUUUUGAACCUGU